Molecule: messenger RNA, 1395 nt
Organism: Penaeus vannamei (Pacific white shrimp)
Lineage: Eukaryota; Metazoa; Arthropoda; Malacostraca; Decapoda; Penaeidae
Source: RefSeq, a predicted model, not a curated record
AUGGAUACUAAGAACAAACCAAUUAAAAUAUUGCAAUGGAACAUAGGUGGAUUAAGGAAUCACCUACCUUUUCUUAAGGACUCCCUUUACAGGGAUCAGAUUGACAUUGCAAUUCUACAAGAAACCAUUUACGAAGGAAUUAAUAUAAAAUUCCCAGGAUAUCAAAUCUAUAUAAAUUCUAGGAGAGGUCCCAGAGGGCUGAUGACACUGGUUAAAAACUCCAUACCUAGCCAUAUAACUAAACAACCAGCAACCCUAGGCCACAAUAUAGAAUCUUUAGCUAUAUCAAUUCAUUUACAGGAAGAAAUCAUAGAUAUUUACAAUUGCUACCGUCCCCCUAGAAACAAUUGUAUUCUGGAAUUAGAUGAACUUUUCAGUAUAGCAGAAAAUAGUCCCAUCCUCCUUGGAGGAGAUUUUAAUGCUCACCAUCCUCUUUUCAAUGACCCAACAUCCUAUCGACCACUUCUGAAAGAUCCUCCAGGAAUACAUAUAGAACAUCAUCUCUCCAAUAGCCUCCAUAUACAAAUUCUAAAUAAGACUAAGGCUACCCACAUAAGAGGAGGAGUCCUAGAUUUAACCUUCACUAAUGAUUAUCUAGCUUCUAAUGCAAACUCCUCCUUUCACGAGCACCUAAACAGCGACCAUUCAGCCUUAAUCAUUACUAUAGAAAUACCUAGGAUGAACUCCCCACCUUACCAACCAAAAUGGAAUACGCACAAAGCAAACUGGGGUAGAUUCCAAAAACUCAUUGAAAUAUGGGCUUCUUCCUAUCAAAUUGGUGACAAAACUCUUGAUAAACUAGAAGAAGACUUCAAAACAGCAAUCACAGAAGCUGCCAACUCCGCGAUACCAUUAUGUAAACCCUUUUCCAAAGAGCACCAGGAUCACUGGUAUUACAGUAACAGAGUCGCUGAACUACAUCACAGAGUGAAUAUAACUAAGAAAAACUUAUCAAAGUUCCCCUCCAAGGGUAAUCUCGACUUGUAUCGAGACACCUUAAGACACGUAAAAAGAGAGCUAUGGGAUAUACGAACUGAAAAAUGGCUUGCCUGGUGCGAAACUUUAAAUUCCCACACAAAGAUUAAAGAUAUUUGGAGCCAUCUCCGCAAAGCCACUGGCUGCUAUAGAACUAAUCGAAUCCCGGCACAUCCUGAUCCUCAAGGUGAAGCCAACAAACUAAUAAAUCAGUUUGCUACCAGAUCGUCUUCCAGUAACUUAGACCAAAAUACUGUGGAAGCCUUGGCAAUAAACAGACCACUACAACUGCACAUAAUAGAAAACGCAAUCGAAGAUUCAGAUGAUACUGACCAUCCUAUUACCAUGGCAGAAAUCAAUAAAGCCAUUAAUAUACACAAAAUCUCAGCUCCAGGGAUGAUAAAAUAUCAUAUGGCAUGA